Messenger RNA from Tetrahymena thermophila SB210, 1083 nucleotides. RefSeq lists its product as hypothetical. The record is from RefSeq and is a predicted model, not a curated record. NCBI's taxonomy places the organism in Eukaryota, Ciliophora, Oligohymenophorea, Hymenostomatida, Tetrahymenidae. The transcript has a single exon.
AUGUCUUAAGAGGUGAAUAACUAUUCCAUGUAAAAUGAAAAUAAACCUUUCUUAUUGAAGGGUAUUUAAGAUCUAAGAGAUUCAUUUGUUAAAAAUUAAAGUAUCCUAGGACAUCUUACUUUUAAAUAUACAAAUUGGUGCAAUUUAUUAGUAAAAAAUAAGGAUUAGCCAAUAGAAUUAUAAUAUCCUAAGAUUGUAGAGAGUUCUUAAAAGCACUUGGAAUAAAUAAGAUCAAUAUACACAAAUUCAAUUAGAAACUUUCUAGGAGUUCUUUAAGGAAAUACAGAUAUAAGUUAAAAUUAAUAUAAGCCUCCAUCAGAUUAAUGUAGCUAAAACAAAACUAUUAAAAAAAUCAUUGAAAACAAUUAGAAUAACUAUUCAAAUCAAGAUUUAUCCCAAAACGAAAUACAAUAAGGUGAUGUAUAACAAAAUAAGUCUUAAUAGUCUAAAAAAAUUCAAAUGGAUCAUGUAAAAUAGUAAACAAACUUUGAUGACUAUUUAAAAUAAAUAAUUGAAUUUGAAUAAAAUUUUGAUGUCAAAGUUCCCGAUUUUUUCAAGGACAGAGAUAUACAUCAUUAUCGUAUGGUAAUGUCAAAUUAUUAAAUUUCCCUUUUGAAAGUUAAUGAUGUUAUAGCUGUUAAAAAUAUCAUAGAUAUCACAAAAAAUGAUAGGUUUGUGGCUGCUCUCCUACUUCUAACAAAACAGCUUGUUAAAGACAUUUUGAAAAGAUAUGAUUCUAUUUAAAAAAACCUUUAAGAAGAAUUACUUAUAGAAAAGGACAUGCAAUAAGUUAAAGAAAAAAAUUACACCUCUUACAUAUAAUAAAUACAAACUUUUGAACAAAAUUAUAGAGUUUAACUUCCUCUCUUCUUCAAAAAUAAAUAAGAUUUUAUUAAAAGAGAAUAUUAUGAAAAAAGAUUUGCAGCUGCUGUUUAAGAUACGGAUUGUAUCAAAAUUCAUUAAAUCCAUUAAAAAGUUAGAAGCUAAAAAGCAAUCAUAAAUGCCCUAUUGAUAACAGAAAAUUAAUUUUAAGCUAUUAUAAACAGAGCAUAGGCACUUCUUUACCCAGAAAAAAAAGAUUGA